GUCGAUUUAUCAAGGAACGAUAUUGGUAAUAAUUUUCUGGAAGUCGUCGAGUUUGUCGCUUGCCACCAGCGACAACGAACGGCUCAUUGUCGUCGUCGUCGUCGUCGUCGUCGUCGCCGCCGUCACCAAAUUGACCUGCUGUCCAUUCCGAAGCCGGUCUUCGCAGCGUACAUGCCCUAGUCCGUCACGGCUAGUUCAACGUUCGGAACGUUCAUCAAGCAACUACUAGUAACACCUGUCACCUGGCUUGGCGAUGAUAAGCCCGCGCACAUCAAGGUCAUCGAUGUCGAGCAAUAUUAAUCCAAUCCCAACCAUGCGCCGUACAUCUGAAAGCAGCGCGCAUCCUUCUUCAGCAUCACUCUCAACACCAACCACCCCAUCAAGCAUUCCAUCCUUCCGCGCUAUCCGUAAUCUUCUCCCAUUUGGACACAGCAAACCAUCCUCGCCAGCUCAGACACCAUCACAAACGAAACAUCCAUUCCAUUUUGCCUCUCUACGUCGCUCCAGCGACCGCAAGGCUUCCAUAUCUUCUAUCCGUGACCGUCAACGUGAACAUGACAAUCCCCCUGUCAUAUCUAUUUCCCGCAUUGACGCUGAAGAAUUUGGUGUUCAAAAGAAGAGCUACGAUCUUACCCGCGCUGCCUCUGCCUCUGACAGUCGCCUCCCCUCUCUCUCUACCCCUUCCCAACCCCCUACUUUACUUGUUGACGAGCUGUACGCUCCCCUACAGCCUUGCCCUGCUGACCUCAGCACUAUCAUCGAAGCAGACAACUCAGGCAUCUCGAGAUACAUCCCCUCGCCGAGUCCCUCCCCCCCUACUUCGCCACAGCCUUUCUUUCCCUCCAAAGUUACCUGCCUUUCAAACUCGUUCUUCCCACCGCCAUCUCAGGCCACCCCAGAAGACCCCUCUGCCUCCCCAAAAGACUCGUUCCCCCCUACUGCGAUAUACUCCCAAACCUCUCGUGAUCCCUCCCCCAGCGCCUCCAAUCUCGAUCUCGAUAUCUCCAAAUUAUCCGCCGAGCUCCACGAUGCGCUAUCACCAACUAAUGCCGACGGUUGGUUAAGUGCUGUUGUGGUCGAAGACGCAGACGUGGCGCAGCCACCAUUCCCACCUCGGGGAAACGGAUCCGACGACAGGGAUACAAAUUCAUGUCUCCCUCGAGUCCCAGACCCAGAUGCAACCUUUGACUUCAGCGCGCUCGAUCCCGACCUUGCCGAGUUACUCAGCCCGCAUCGAGCGUCCAGUAAGGACAAGGGGGACUCAGCGACGGAACAACUGUGGGACAAAUCAGUGUCAAGCGGUUUGAGUAGUGCGCCAUAUGUGGGAGGUUCAAUCCCUCAAACGCCUGCUCCUCGAGUACACUGCGCGCCUUCAGCUGAACAAUCUACUACGCCUUUGUCACUCCGAUCCUCUUCCAUUGAACCGCUGUCACGAGAGCCGAUAACGCCUUUAUCUCCGAGCAUACGAUCAGCAGCAGUACCCAAGCCCACCACCUCAUUGCUCCCCCUUUCUCGUCCCUCUCUAACAGUGCGUCGUCCGCCGUCACAUUUACCCAGACUCAUGCGGAGCGUCACCUCCGCCUCUCCUUCAAUAAUUGCAUGCACGCCAGGGACAUCUGUAGAAACAGCCCCGAAAAUGCAGAGGCGUCAGCCUCCAUCUCCCUUAUCGGCUGGGCAGGUCACGGCAGAUACGGCGACGCGAUCGUCGUCGGAUACUGUGGGAUUGAGGGCGUCUUCACACACUGGUGUGCCUCGUCCAUCAGUAGAGGCCAACAUAACGCCUCGCUCUUCUUCUGAUGCUGGGAUAAGUGCUCGCGCUGGAUCGCGGAAUCGGCACCCAACGCUGCAGGGACAUGUAUCAAAUGUUGAUGUUGUGCCUAUCAGAGGGGCGACGCCUUCCGUGCCCUGUAUUACUACCACCCUUGUACCAACUUUUACUGUGCCUUCAUCUGUCAGUCCCAGCGCGUCCACCACAACACUCACUUCCUCUCCCUCCGCUACCGCGGCCAGCGCAAACCCAGGGACUCCCACGUCUAGUUCUCCCCCGACCACAAGUACUCCCCAUGACUCUACUCACAUCCGCCGCCGCCAUCACCCCCACCUCUUUUUCAGUCGGAAGAGAAGCUUAAGUGUCGAUGAGCCCUCGUCCCUGUCUACACAUACAGAACGACCAGGAUCAAGCGCGAGCAAUCGCCGACAUGGGAUGGGGAGGUUUGGGCUUGGCCUAAGGAAUGGAGUUGGAGUUGGAAGUAGAGUGAACCUCACUCCCGGAGAAAAUAGGCUUGUGUCCUCCCCGCUUACGCGCAGCACGGUGACGUCAGGACCGCAAACCAUGGAAUGGCUCGGUCCGAGGACUGUCAAAGCAUUUGCUGCUGCUGGGUUGUUUGACGGGGAACGAGAGGAAUCUGGUGCCAGGUUUGAACGAGAGAGGGCAGGGUCUGUCAAUCGACUCGAGCAGGAGCGAGAAGGCGCGAGUUCAGCGCUGAGUCGAUACGACCGCGACCGAGAAGGUGCUACUUCGGUGAUGAGUCGGUUCGAUCGUGAUCGUGACCGUUAUGACAGAGAUCGCGACUAUUCGACGAUCCAUCGUUAUGCCUCCUUGCGGGACCACGCCCCAUCGCGUGCGGCAUUCUCAGAGGCUGCGAGCACAUCUUCGUUUGGUACGAGGAGCGCAUGUACGGCUACGGGAUGGAGCCCAACGUUUUCCAGUGCCCCUAGGACUGCGUUUUCGGGCAGUACAGCCCCUACGAGCGUGAGCAGCGGUGUUGGAUCCGGCAUUGGGGCUGGGGCUGGCCUCGUUAAUCCCUUAGGAGUCAACGGUACAGGUCCUAAUGGGGUCCUCCGAACACUUCAAGAAAAACACUGUGCCGAGACCUCCGCACUCCUCAGUGCCCUCGCAGACUCCCAGGAAGCGUGCAGGAAGCUGAGGGAGGAGAAUGGAGUGUUGAGGGAAAGAUUGAGGGUGCUAGAAGCGAUGGUGGAUACGGAUAGAGAAGACGUGGGCUUGGGGAGGAGUGUUGGCUUUGGCGUGCUUGACCGGGACGAGGAAGAUGCGUCCGACAAAACACAUCGCUUCGAUCAAGACUUUGAGCGUUUUCCCCGCAACCACCUUGCUUCUCUCCAUGUCUCCCCCUCACACCAAGCACGAACACUCACCCCCGUCCCUCGUAGGCCGCACCUCGAACGUUCGCGCUCGCAUCUCCCACAGCAUGCCAGACAUCAUAGUGUAUCGGCUAAGGCAUCCUUCGAUUUCACAUUCCAGCGUUCCCCCUCACCGUUGCGGUCUACGCAGUAUAUGCCUCCUUCCCCCCAGAAGAGACAGCCCCAACCUUCAUCUUCGUUGUCCAUCCAGCCUCCUCCCUCUCCGCAGAAAAAACAAGUACAGAAACAGAGACGUGCAAGUACAUCCUCGAGCUUGUUCCCCGCUCCACCACCUGAAAUGUCGAUGUUGAUGCUAGAGGACGUGGGGCUAUCCGCUGCGGUGAGCGAGUCUCCUCCUUCUCCUGGUGGGCCCUACUCUCUUGGUAAAAAACUGGGGCACAAACAUUCGUAUUCGCAUUCCAUGAUCCCUCGUUCGCAUUCCUUCUAUGCCUCCCACCAGUCCCACUCAAAUCAAUCUGUAACAUUCACCUCCUUUGCCUCGACGGGCACAGCAGCCCCGAGCCCAAGCACUGCGACGUUCUCGGUGACAGAAGCUCCUGGCUCCCCACAUAGUCUGAAAUUGCGCCCCGAGCAUGAGCUGCACCUUGGGGAUAUGGCGAGUUUGAGUCUAUAUGCUAUGAGCGAUGGCGAGGGGGAGGAUGAGGAGGGUGGGUGGAAGGAUGAUGUAUGAAUUAUGUUUUUUGUCGGCGACCUGUGAGGUGCAGUCGCCUCCUGAUAUUAUGCUCCGUAUGCGCUAUGCACUAGGCUCUUCGUCAUUCGUUUGUCCAUAGCCCGUCUUUCAUUUUGUCUUCACACUUUUCUUGCUUUCAUCUCCUAUUCUCUGUUCGUCUUUCUGCAUUUGCCCCCGCUGUCGUGUAUUGCUGGUUAGAUCCUACAUAUCCCGAUAUUUCAUUGUAGAAUAUACCCAGGUUAUAAUAAUUGUAUAUAGAUAUCCUUCAUCACUUGAUAAUCAAACGGCCUGUUGAACUCGUCGCCUUCAGGCAUAAAA
Molecule: messenger RNA, 4150 nt
Organism: Suillus paluster
Lineage: Eukaryota; Fungi; Basidiomycota; Agaricomycetes; Boletales; Suillaceae
Exons: 4
Coding region: 254-3832 (1192 amino acids)
Source: RefSeq, a predicted model, not a curated record